Babesia ovata is the source of this 4119-nucleotide messenger RNA. RefSeq lists its product as uncharacterized. The transcript is spliced from 2 exons. NCBI's taxonomy places the organism in Eukaryota, Apicomplexa, Aconoidasida, Piroplasmida, Babesiidae. The coding region runs from base 1 to 4119 and encodes 1372 amino acids. The record is from RefSeq and is a predicted model, not a curated record.
AUGGAGACGGAGAUGAAUGACAUUUCUAUUACAGAUCAGUUGUUGACUUGGCAGGGAUUUGCUGGACUUUACCUCCAAAAGGCUCUGCAAUCGGAAAGAGCUUUAAGGGAUAUUGAUGAUGGCCUGAGUAGGAAAAUAGCGUGUAAAAUAGAGUUGUUAAAACAGGUGAUGCAGAAUUUUUGGGAUGCGGUGAAUAAUGAUGACGUGAAAAAUUCCGUAAAUGAGUUGAGUGAGAAAUUUACUCGUCAACGCAGAGAAGUGAAUGAGCAUAUUGCGUUAAAAAUAAGUGAAAUGCAACAAGCGUUAAAACAGAAUUUUGAAGCUAUCAGUCAAAAAAUCGAAAAUGUAAAACAGGAAAAAGAUAAGCAUCUUAAGUAUAUUACAAGCGCCGUGCAAUCGGCCAAGAAGUUGGCUAAGGAAUUACUGAGCGAGGAGGCAAAUGGAUUUACGCAGGGUUACAAGGAGAAAAUCACCGAGAAGUUUAGUGAAAUUAAAACUAGAAUAGAGGAGUUUACAAAUGACGGUAACGGCGGCGGCAGUAACAAGUCGGAGCUGUGGACGCAGUUUGAGAGUGUUCAGAGUAAAUUUGAGAGGGAGAUUGAUGAGCUUGACGACACUGUUUACAGCAAUCCAGAAGAAAAUGAGCUUGUUAAAGAGGCGUUAUCUAAGCUUGGGACGGCUAAGAGUACGCUGGAUCUGACAACUGGAGACAUCACUGCUACAUCUACGUCACUUAAAAGUAAAUACGAACGUGAUUUGAAUGGGAAAUUCGAGACACUGAUAGAGAAGUUCCCGACAUUCAAAAAUGUCGUUUUCGGUGACGGAGGAACAUCCUCCAAUCCAGACGAAAAUUCUCUCGCUAAGCUGAUCACAAAGUUAACGACUGUCAUUGGCAAUACAGGCGACAUCAGUGGUUAUGGUCUUGUAGGCGCCGUUAACGCCUUCAACAACGCUGCUAGACUACAGAUCCAAAAUGCCGCCAAAAAGGCUAUUGAGGAGGCAAUUGGAAGAUUUCAAAUGGAAGACAACGGUGAUGAACCCAAAAUAAAAGUAGCACAAUUAAUGAAGCUCUUUGAGGCGUCCAGAAUGGAACUUAGCGCAGCCGUUCAAAAAAUCCAGGUGGAGCUUAAUGACCUUAAGAAGCUUCCCGAAGCCGUCAACAGUGAGAAAGAAAGCGCCGGUGCGUACAUGGCCGAAUUGAAACAGAGGAUCGAGAGUAUUCAAUCCCGAAUUCAGGGAAUCGACAGGCCUAUCGGGACCGCCACUAGUGUCAUACAGGCGGCCAUCUCACUGCUAGAAAUAUCAAUAAAAGACGCUGAAAGUAAUGCCCAGGUUGUCACGUCAGCUCUCCGAAUAGAUUUGCAAAAACGAGUAGGUCAGGCAUUUGACGACUUGGAUGAACACGUCCAAAAAAUGUUCGAUGCCCAGAAGAAAGCUGAAUUAAAGGCUCUCUCAACAUCUGUGUCAUCGCAAAUUCCUAAGAUCCAAGACUCAAUUGACGACGACAUGGAUGCAGGCCUGAAAGGCCUGAUGAACAAGCUGAAAGCUGUAUUUCCCAGUCUGACGAAUUCGGCCAAAGAUCUACAAACCGCUGCCAACAGAGUAAAAAGCUUUUAUGACAAAUUCCUCAACGCUUUAAAUGAGCAGUCCGAUUUAACCACUGACGCAAAUAGAAUCACAACACUGCAAGAUGCCCUGCUCCAAGUCCUCUCCACAAUGAACACCAAACAACACUUCCACCAGGAAGUCUCCGACAAAAUCGACGCGCUCAACACAGCACUGCACAACUUCACCCCCAAGGAAUUCGCCGACGCCUCUCCCCUGCUCAACGUCAUAAGGCGCGGCGUCACUCGCCUCCACGAGGAGCUACGCAAGCAGUACGUCAGCAGGUACUCGGGGGAGACGUUCGGUGGUCAACUUGUGGAGACUAAGAGGGACGCUGAUGGAAAGCCAACUGCCAAAAUAACAGAGUAUGGCACUAAGUGUGCUAAGUUAUGCUUAACCAUCUUACCCUCUGUAUAUGACCAUUUGACCAAGUUGAAGGAAGACUGUGAACACCCUUGGAAGCAUAACAAAAUGUGUCUCGUUUCCAAACCUAAUAUACACAAUCACCUGGGACAUUUCCUGCAAAAGUGCGGUUAUGAAGUUACCAAAAAAGAAGAUUCCCAUGACGGUGAAUUGAAAUUCCCUUCCACCGGGUGCAACGGUAAGAAGAUUCACGAGAAACUUAACGAGCCGAUUUCAGAAGCCAACCUAACAAAACACCUUACAACUUGUAGACCAAAUAAAAAACGAACAGACUUUAAGGUAACAGACAUUCUUAAAUGUAUUCACAGUCACAUUGAUGCGUACUACAAACUUGGCCACCUACUCAAUUCAUCAUCCAAGAGACAUCCGUGUUCUGUGUAUGAGAAACUUAUAUGGUUGUGUGGACUGCCGUGCAAUUCUGUGUUUUUACCUAUGUUAGAUGAAACCAUAAGUGAUCUGUUUUCUGAUCCACGUAAACAGACAACACACGACGGUAUAACUCUCACAGUUAUAGACUCCGAAUCACUGCCAGCGUAUCCACAGCCGAUGGAAUAUGAUGAUGCACGAAAAGCGGUGACAUAUGUCUGCUCAACUUCAUAUGACAUUUUGACUGGCAUAGUUGGCACAGGCGAUGCCAAUACCAUGUACGGCGUCGACUUCUAUGACAACUCCCUGAAAUUACACUAUCCUCAAAAAGGGGAAGACUGUUUGAAUAUGCUGCUAGAUGUCUUACGUAGACUCUUCCAGCCACUUAAAUACCUAUAUUUGCGGUGCGGAUUAAGCGCUGAGCACAACGGCUGGCGUGACUGCCCCUACGGAAAAGACGUGCCUACCGCCAAAUCACAUUGUGAGAGGCAGUCAACUGUCGAAGCAACGGGCCAAGCAAAGUGCCGACCUACGUGCCAGGCAAAGUGCGAACCAAAUUGCCAACCAACUUCACCAUUAAUGUCUUACUUAAAUGACUGUCUGCCUGGUCACUUACCUCACCACCUAAGCAGCGUUGGAUGUAAAUCCGUAUGCAGCACCUGCCCUACUACCUCCAGGCUGGGAAUGCCCUGUCUCACUCCGCUUGGCUUCAGAGGUUUCUGUGGGUCUACGAAGAGGGGUUCAGACAUGUGGGAACUGCUUGACGGAAUGUUCGCCGAUGAAUAUAUCCCUUCCCUUUUCUGCCUUGUUGUCAAACCGCCAUCCACACUACCGGAACAUUUCCAGUUUGCAUUGACCUUAGUUGAUAUGUUGAAUAAUGGCAACAAAUCCGGUACGAAUCCAGUCGCGACGGCUUUUGAGACCACAACCAAGGAGCUGUCCAUUGAGCUGUGUAAAGAUUAUAACAAAUUCACAAGUGCUUUUACCAAUGCGUAUAACAGCCACGACAUCUCCAACCAUCGCAAAUCCACAGAAGCCGAUCUGUACACCAUGUCGACUCCAUCGACAUGUAUGCGCGCUCACGCAGACAAACUUCACUGUGCUCCGUACCUUCAGUCCCUGUACAACGACACAUAUACUUUCCUCGCUGAGAAGCAUUGCCAUCUAUAUCUUUCCUGGGCUGUCUACCUGCCGUGGACGUUCUGCCAGUAUCUCAAAAGCCUACUUGAUGCCUUCUCCAACAUAUCCUGCCAGGAUUGGGGCUGCGGCAGAUGUGUUAACGGUGACAAAUGUAAAACUGGGAAGCAUGGAAUUGAAAACUGCCGGUGCCGGGGACUCGUUGAAUGCCGCGGCGUACAGAGCGCGUUAUACCAAUAUGGAUUCACGUUUGGCAAUCCGCAGAAAUUAUCGGACAGCAAGGAAAAACGAUACUGCCAUCAUUUCUACAUACAACUUUCAAACAUUGUUAAUUCGACAUAUUUCCAGAAGCUGUUCGAAGCUUGUGAUGAAUUCCUGAAAGAAAUCAGAUGGCCAUUUAUGCUAACGUUACUAGCCCUCUGGUCGCUGUCGCUCCUGUACCUGCUGCACAUCGCCGUCGUCCGCCUCGACGUCCUGAGGAUACGCUCCCACCUGAGAUCACCCGCAAGCCACCGCAUCGCCGCGCAGUCCCUACUCGCCGCCGCACGCGUCAAGGCACUCGCCAACGUCAAGUACUUCUCACCAUAA